GAUGGGAAUUUCGAUUGAAAACGGGCAGCUAUGCCGCGCAGAGGAGAAGAACCCAGGCUGGACGCGACCGUGGCACCGGAGCACUGACCCGGGGGACUGCGCGGACCCAGAGGCGGCUCACCGGCGUUUCCAGCUCGGAUUUUCCCCGGGGAUCGGCUCCAUCUGCUCCGCGAGGCGACGUGCGCUUUGGCCCGCUCCCAUCCCAGCGAGAGGAGAGAUGUUUCCGCUCCAGGGCUGAGGUUUUACCCCGCUGUGCGCCUUUGUAUCGCGUAAAUAAACCUGGGAAGACGCAGAACAGGAGCGGGUUCGAGAUGGUUUUCGUGGCGCGCGGCAGGACGUGGCUCAGGAGCGGCUCAAUGGGGACGCUGUGUUUGCAGUUGUUGCUGUGGAUUUUAUGCGCCGUGAACGGAGAGGAGCGACCCUUCAGUGUGGAGGCGUGGCUACAGAGGUACGGGUACCUCCCUCCCGCCGACCCCUGGAUGUCGGUGCUGCGCUCGGCCAGAGUCAUGCACUCCGCUAUCGCUGCCAUGCAGCGGCGCUACGGCCUCAACGUCACCGGCAGCUUGGACGGCAACACGCUGGAGUGGAUGAGGAAGCCCAGGUGCGGCGUCCCGGACCAGAUAGGAGGAUCAUCGCGGUUUAACGUCAGGAAAAAGCGGUACGCCCUCACGGGACAGAAGUGGCAGCACAAACACAUCACGUACAGCAUAAAGAACGUGACUCCCAAAGUGGGCUCGGAGGAGACGCACGACGCUAUCCGACGAGCGUUUGACGUGUGGCAGAACGUGACGCCGCUUCGCUUCGAGGCCGUGCCCUACAGCGAACUGGAGCGCAGCAAGAAGGACGUGGACAUCACCAUCAUCUUCGCCUCAGGUUUCCACGGUGACAGUUCGCCUUUCGACGGCGAGGGCGGCUUCCUGGCGCACGCCUAUUUCCCCGGGCCAGGAAUCGGAGGCGACACCCACUUUGAUUCGGACGAGCCAUGGACCCUGGGAAACCCCAAUCAUGACGGUAACGAUCUGUUCCUGGUGGCGGUUCACGAGCUCGGACACGCGCUCGGACUGGAACACUCCAACGACCCCACGGCGAUCAUGGCUCCGUUUUACCAGUACAUGGACACGGACAACUUCAAACUGCCCAUGGACGACCUGCUGGGGAUACAGAAGAUCUACGGUCCUCCAGAUAAACUACCACAGCCGACCAAGCCUCUGCCGACGGCUCCGCCCCCUCGCUCCCACCCGCCGUCGGACCCGCGCAAACCCGACCGACAGACCAGGCCCCCCAGGCUGCCCCCGCCGUCCCACCCCAACGCCAAACCCAACAUCUGCGACGGCGGCUUCAACACGCUCGCCAUCCUCCGAAGAGAGAUGUUUGUCUUCAAGGACCACUGGUUUUGGCGCGUCAGGGACAACAUGGUGAUGCCGGGGUAUCCGAUGCUCAUCAGCGUGUUCUGGAGAGGCCUGCCCCCAAAGAUCGACGCCGUGUACGAGAACAGCGAGGGGAGGUUCGUUUUCUUCAAAGGGAAGCAGUUCUGGGUGUUUAAGGACACGGUGCUCCAGGCGGGGUACCCUAAGGACCUGUCGGAGUUCGGACACGGGAUGCCGGCGCAGAGCAUCGAGACGGUCGUGUGGUGGGAGGACGUCGCCAAGACAUACUUCUUCAAAGGCGACAGGUACUGGCGCUACAACGAGGACAUGAGGACCAUGGACCCCGGGUAUCCCAAACCCAUCUCCAUUUGGCGGGGCCUGCCGGACUCGCCGCAGGGGGCGUUCGUGGACAAAGUGAACGGUUUCACGUACUUCUACAAGGGGAAGGAGUAUUGGAAGUUCAACAACCAGUUCCUCCGCGUGGAACCCGGAUACCCGCGCUCCAUCCUCAAAGACUUCAUGGGCUGCGAACUCAUGCCGAUAGACCCCAACCGCCAACCCCACGACGACGGCACCUCGGACGUCAUCAUCGAACUGGAGAACGAAGCGAGCACGGUCAAAGCCAUCGCCAUCGUCAUCCCGUGCGUCCUGGCGUUGUGUCUACUCGUCCUGGUUUACACCGUGGUCCAGUUCAAACGGAAGGGCACGCCGAGACACAUACUGUACUGCAAACGCUCCAUGCAGGAGUGGGUCUGACCUGGGACAAAAAAGGACAAAACGUAAACGACAGCGCCACCCGGAGGACAGGGGUGUUUUCUACUCUUUGACGCAAAAAGAGGAGGACUUAAAAAACGGACGGUGCCAAGCGAAACCGCGUGUCCUCUUUUUGUGGAACCGGAUGAGGUCGGGUUUGACGGAUCGCGCGAAAAAACCUUGUCCUUUUUUUUGAACGUCAAGGAAACAGCGCCGGGAAUAUUUGCCUAAAAAGACCCUCACGAGGAAAAACGAAGGGGGUCCGCAUCACUUUGUAACUCGGAAACUUGACUUCCUUCAUCCCCUUCCUCGUUAUUUUGAUCCGUUUUAAAGUUUCGGUUUCGUUUUACGCCCGGCUCGCUCGUAAUCGGACGUUCAGGGAGACGCACGCUCUUCCCGUGAACUGCAGCGCCGUCGACUCUUACCGGGUCGUUGAUUAACAAAAACAACAAUUUUCUAUUUUACGAACUUCCCCCCGUGUUUUUAAUUUGAGGUUGUUUUUUUUUUAAAACACGGUCCUCAUUGUCCCUUUAAAAUGACGGAGGUCGAGGCCGAGGAAACCAAAUAAAAAUCGACUUUCUCUCCAAAGAGGAUCACGUUUUUAUGAGUUUAAUAAUUCUUGUUUUGAGAUACCUUUUUGUCCCUCCUCUGGAUCCGUACAGGAGUCAGGGAGCUGUGACUGUUGUGGCAGUCUGUUGGCGACACAGGGGCCAAAAUAUUCUGCAAUAUUUUAACUCGCCUUAAUUACGAAUCAUACCGACUUUCGUGCUUGAUUUUGAUGUUUUUUUUGGUGUUGUUUUUAUUUGUAUACUUUUUCUUUGUUUGUAAAAAAGGAGCCGUCGAGCUUCUUGUGAUUUCUGGAUUUUACUACGUUACCCAGAAUCCUCGGCACUGGCUUGCUGAGCGCGUCUGGGCCUUGAAUAUUACCGUAGGGUCAGCCUGUUUUGAGAGUAACGUAUCGUGAAGGAAAAGUCUCGGAGUAAAGCCACUAUUUUUGUGUGUUAAGAUAUUUUUUUUGUUAGCUAAUUAAUUCACGUUCGUACAUUUCGGCGUCGCGGAAUCCCGGAUCGUCAGUCGUUCCGGUUUGGCUUCGUCAGGUUAAACGGAACAAACGCUAUCGACUGCCUUGUUUGAGGGAGUUCACAGACGCCUACGUUACCCAGAAUGCUUUGAGGACCUACAACAUGACACAACCAAGUCGAGAUCAGUGCCUGUGUCCAUGUGCAUGCUAGCAACCGCGCUCCUCAAAACCGCUACUAAAACGUCCGCGUAACGACACCAAAACACUUCCCAUUUUCAUCCCGAGGUACCAAUAUUUUUUUAAACUGAAAACUUGCAAGUGGUUUUUUUGUGAAAUGAUUUGGUAAACGAAGUAAUUGGCCUUAAGUGAAACGCAUUUGCAAACAGUGUCUUUGAAUGUGUGUCUGUCAUGAUCGCAUAUGUAUUUUUAUUUUUAUUUUAUUUUAUUUGAGUGUUUUCUGGUCAAAACAAACGGGACAUCUCACACUGACUGCUUUGUGUAAGACUAUGGGACAAACACGUGUCCUACAGAAUGAAUAAACUGAUCCAUAUACAACG
Messenger RNA from Periophthalmus magnuspinnatus, 3698 nucleotides. Its product is annotated as matrix metalloproteinase-16-like. Gene Ontology annotation, cellular component: extracellular matrix. The transcript has 10 exons. The record is from RefSeq and is a predicted model, not a curated record. The coding region runs from base 312 to 2123 and encodes 603 amino acids. Gene Ontology annotation, molecular function: metalloendopeptidase activity; zinc ion binding. NCBI's taxonomy places the organism in Eukaryota, Metazoa, Chordata, Actinopteri, Gobiiformes, Gobiidae. Gene Ontology annotation, biological process: proteolysis; collagen catabolic process; skeletal system development.